Molecule: messenger RNA, 1775 nt
Organism: Vigna unguiculata (cowpea)
Lineage: Eukaryota; Viridiplantae; Streptophyta; Magnoliopsida; Fabales; Fabaceae
Gene: TUB5
Product: tubulin beta-5 chain
Biological process (GO): microtubule-based process
Cellular component (GO): microtubule
Molecular function (GO): structural constituent of cytoskeleton; GTP binding; GTPase activity
Source: RefSeq, a predicted model, not a curated record
CCCUCCAUUAUUACCAUCUUAACCUCCGAAUAUCCCUCUCUUCUCUCUCCCCAAUUCCAUAAAUGACUGCACUCUCCUGAACGCAUCGCACUGCAUUUGGGUUCCUUUCCCUCCCACCGCCAAACAAAACUCCAAACCCUAAAUCUCUCUCUUCCUUUCUUCCUCCCUUCGUCGGAAACAUGAGAGAGAUCUUGCACGUUCAGGGAGGCCAAUGUGGCAACCAAAUCGGUUCCAAAUUCUGGGAGGUCAUCUGCGACGAGCACGGCAUAGAUCCCACCGGAAAGUACAACGGUCUUGGAAACUCCGACAUCCAACUCGAAAGAAUCAAUGUCUAUUACAAUGAGGCAUCUGGCGGAAGGUACGUUCCUAGAGCUGUUCUUAUGGAUCUCGAACCUGGGACCAUGGACAGCAUCAGAUCUGGCCCCUACGGCAAGAUCUUCCGCCCUGAUAACUUUGUCUUCGGACAGUCCGGUGCUGGUAACAAUUGGGCCAAAGGUCAUUACACAGAAGGCGCUGAGUUGAUCGACUCCGUUCUCGAUGUUGUUCGUAAAGAGGCUGAAAACUGUGAUUGCUUGCAAGGUUUUCAAGUGUGCCACUCUCUUGGAGGAGGCACAGGUUCCGGCAUGGGAACACUUUUGAUAUCAAAGAUUAGGGAGGAAUACCCAGACCGAAUGAUGCUCACUUUCUCUGUUUUCCCAUCUCCCAAGGUUUCUGACACAGUUGUGGAGCCGUACAAUGCCACUUUAUCUGUACACCAACUGGUUGAAAAUGCAGACGAGUGCAUGGUUCUUGACAAUGAGGCUCUUUAUGACAUUUGCUUUAGGACAUUGAAACUCAGCACUCCUAGCUUUGGCGAUCUCAACCAUCUUAUUUCUGCAACCAUGAGUGGGGUUACAUGUUGUCUUAGGUUCCCUGGACAACUGAACUCUGACCUCAGGAAGCUGGCUGUGAAUCUGAUUCCAUUUCCCCGUCUUCACUUCUUUAUGGUGGGGUUUGCACCUCUCACUUCUCGUGGGUCUCAGCAGUAUGUCUCCCUUACGGUCCCAGAGCUGACUCAGCAGAUGUGGGAUGCCAAAAAUAUGAUGUGUGCUGCUGAUCCUAGGCAUGGCCGAUACCUGACUGCAUCUGCUAUGUUCAGGGGAAAGAUGAGCACCAAAGAGGUAGAUGAACAGAUGAUCAAUGUGCAGAACAAGAACUCGUCGUACUUUGUUGAAUGGAUUCCCAACAAUGUGAAGUCCAGUGUGUGUGAUAUUCCUCCCAAGAAUUUAAAGAUGUCAUCCACUUUUAUUGGGAACUCAACAUCAAUUCAGGAGAUGUUUAGGAGGGUGAGUGAGCAGUUCACUGCUAUGUACAGGCGCAAGGCCUUUUUGCAUUGGUACACUGGGGAAGGAAUGGACGAGAUGGAGUUCACAGAGGCAGAGAGCAAUAUGAAUGAUUUGGUGGCAGAGUACCAGCAGUACCAAGAUGCAACUGCAGAUGAGGAAGAAGACUUUGAUGAAGAAGGUGAGGAGGAGCAGUAUGAUCAUUAGCUGGAUCAAACUUAGGCUAUGCCUAAUGGUAACUACCAAUGCAUCAUCUACCUUUGCUGCUAUUCGUGUAUCUACAACCUAUGAACUUUCACUUUCAUUCCCAUUUAUCCGUUCUUACAUUUUGCCAAUUUCGUUGUUAAAUGUACUGCUUUUGAAUUGUUUGGAAUGUGCGCGGUGGGACAAUAGUCGAUUAUUCUAUCUGUUUAUCCAAAAGCUUCAAGUCACUAUUAAUUAUUUUUUAUUUCA